GCCCUUUAAACACACAGAUCUCCUCAGCACACACUUUCUACUUUACAAUCAACUGAGUUUGACAGGACACACAUAUCUUUUCAUCCUCUAUUACUGAUAUAUUUUAUAGAAGAUACUUUGUGGAGACUUUCUCUGUCAUUGGAGGAACUUUUGGAGGAACUUUUAUUCUUCUUGUCGCUGUGAGGGACUCUUCUGCAGAUGGAUCUGUCCGACCUUCCCUUCCCUCUCUCCUCCGCUGAUGACCUUUACGAUGACCCCUGCUUCAGCACCAGCGACAUGAACUUUUUUGAUGACCUGGACUCUCGACUGAUGCACGCUGGUCUGCUCAAGCCAGAUGACCAUGUUCAUCACCAUCAUCACCACCACGUCCCAGUCGCAGAGGAGGAAGAAGAGGACGAGCAUGUGAGGGCUCCCGGGGGCCCCCAUCAGGCGGGGCACUGCCUGCUUUGGGCCUGCAAGGCCUGCAAGAGAAAGACUUCACAUGAAGACCGUAGGAAAGCAGCAACAAUGAGGGAAAGGCGGCGACUCGGGAAAGUCAAUGACGCCUUUGAGACCCUGAAGCGCUGCACAGCAUCCAAUCCAAACCAGCGGCUGCCCAAAGUGGACAUACUGCGCAAUGCUAUCAGCUACAUCGAGUCCCUGCAGUCGCUGCUCAGGACUGGCAGGGAAGACAGCUUCUACCCGCCAAUGGAACACUACAGUGGGGAUUCAGACGCCUCCAGCCCGCGCUCCAACUGCUCCGAUGGCAUGACGGAUUUCAUCUCUCCUCGUUCGUCCAGAAGCGAGCACAGUGAUGGUUCCUACUGCAGCCACACAGACGAUUCCAGCACCAGUAAACCAUCGCUUAUUUCCAGUUUGGACUGUUUGUCCAGCAUCGUACAGCGGAUCAGCACAGACCCAGCUGUGGCCCCCCCAGGCGAUAGCGUGGUUCCCCGUGGUCCUGAAUCACCUCAGAGCAGCCCUGCAGGCUCCAGUUCCUCUGCUGAACCCAACAGCAUAUACGAGCCGCUCUGAACCACAACGAACUGAGGACUCAUACUUUGCAGAAAGCCAAGACAACGUAUUCAAGACUUUUUUUCUGCCAUUUGAGAUUUUCUUCAAUUCAAGCCACCUGAACAAACCGUAGACUGCUGUUGGAAUCCAUUAUCUCAGAAGGAAAAAAAAAGGAGAUUUACCUAAAUAAUUUCUUCUUCAGAAAUUACAUCUAUGGACCACUUUAUAAAUGUGUAUAUAAGAGCUGUUUGUACACACAUGCACGCACACACACACACACACACACACACACACACACACACACACACACACACACACACACACACACACACACACACACACACACACACACACACACACAUACACACACAAACUCAUACAGCCACGAAGGAUGAAACGAUUGUUGUGUUUCAAUAUAUUAUU
This is a messenger RNA of Eleginops maclovinus (Patagonian blennie), 1416 nucleotides long. Its product is annotated as myoblast determination protein 1 homolog. Gene Ontology annotation, biological process: regulation of transcription by RNA polymerase II; muscle organ development; skeletal muscle cell differentiation. Lineage: Eukaryota; Metazoa; Chordata; Actinopteri; Perciformes; Eleginopidae. The record is from RefSeq and is a predicted model, not a curated record. Gene Ontology annotation, molecular function: protein dimerization activity; DNA-binding transcription factor activity, RNA polymerase II-specific; RNA polymerase II cis-regulatory region sequence-specific DNA binding. The transcript has 3 exons. Bases 199 to 1014 code for a protein of 271 amino acids.